This is a messenger RNA of Mesorhabditis belari, 1389 nucleotides long. The record is from the annotation of a GenBank genome assembly. NCBI's taxonomy places the organism in Eukaryota, Metazoa, Nematoda, Chromadorea, Rhabditida, Rhabditidae.
AUGUCCUUACGUGGUGACAGCGAAGGUGGCUGUGGUGGAGGUGAAAGUCCGUCAUCGUCACCACAUCCAGGUUCUCCAUCUCGAUGGGAUCGCGAGGGAUCAUCGGGUGGAUCGAUUAAUACAGCUGAAUCCUCAUCAACGAUGUGCACCGUUUGCUCAAAGACUCCGGCACGAAACAAUUAUGGAGGAAUUUGCUGCUCAAGUUGCAAGAUUUUCUUCCUCCGUGCCGCCACGAAGGGUUAUCAACCAAGUUGUCGUCAAGUGGAACGUUGCCAUUUCACCUCUAACAAGUGCAAAGGAUGUCGCUAUGCAAAGUGUCUCGAAGUGGGAAUGGUGCCAGAAAUGACUGGCCGACGAGAGGGAUGCAAUCGACGGAGAAGAGCCGAGGAGAAAUUCCAGCGACAAGGCAAGAAAGUUUAUUGGAGAGUGAAAGAGGGAAGAGGGGAAUCCGUCGAUUCUUCAUCCUCAUCAUCUUGUGUUUCGAUUGCCUCAUCUUUGCCAUCGAUACAGAAAAUGACUUAUCUCAAAAUCCAGAAUGAUCCCCUUCCAAAGCAACCGCCCGAUGAUCAAUCAAUGACUGUAAUCAUUAAAGAAUUGAUCGAUUUGGAAAAAUUUUGCCUCAAUGAGACGGAAAACGAUGAUUCGAUGAAUUCGCUCACUUUCAAGUACAAUUUCGACUUGAGUUUCGCGGACUUGCUGGCUGAGCCGACACUCGUUUGUCCGAGGAUAUCGGCCGGUUUCACCGACGCGAAACUUUCCCCAUUCACCCCACCGGAUGCAAUGGCUCGUCGGUGUGCCCGAGUGAUGCUCUAUAUGGCGGAUUGGAUGAGGGAAAUCGACGAAAUUCAGAAUAUUUCGCACUCGAAUCGGAGCCGAGUGUGUUGUGGCGGGAUUCACUCGUUGAUCCCUUUGCUGGUCGCUUUUCACACUCACAAGCACCGCUAUGAGAUGUUGCCGAUCGGAUUGGGGUAUCUCUUCGACGGGAAAACGAUGGGAAAAGAUCACGAUGGUUUGGAUUCAAAGUUUUUCGAGAAAGCGCACUCGCUGAUUUUCGAUCACAUUCUCAAGAUUUUCCGGGACGUUUCAUUCGACAUCGAGGAGUUUGUGCUACUGAAGAAUGUGAUCCUCUUCUCAAAUUCUCACGGUCUUCCCGAAAACGAUGCGCGGAUCGUUCGAGCGGCUCGUCGAAAAUACGAGGAAUUGCUGGCCUGGCGAGUUUGCUCAAAAACGGGAAACGAGUCGCUGGCGCAGACGCGGAUCCUCAAAAUCUUUGGUUUAUGCCCGAUUUUUACGAAUUUCGGGACUUUAUGUAAAGCCUUCAUCACUUUGUGCCUUCUCCGAAAUCUCACCGGUCUCUCAGGGAAAUUGAUUGCCGAGUUGAAUUUCGCG